Mesorhabditis belari is the source of this 1428-nucleotide messenger RNA. The record is from the annotation of a GenBank genome assembly. NCBI's taxonomy places the organism in Eukaryota, Metazoa, Nematoda, Chromadorea, Rhabditida, Rhabditidae.
AUGGGCCUCGUCCGCAUCUCGAUCACCCUUCUACUCGUGGCGCAAUGCCUUGUCGUGGCUAGCCCGGGAAUUGAGUCACGACAAGCGGCCGUGAAUCGAGCAAUCGAGCAGACGAAACGCCGCCAAUCUGCCCCACCAGCCACACAGAAUACACGAGCGUCCACGAGGAAUACAGCUGGCGGCCGAUCGGAGACAGUGGAUGUGGAGCGUUUGAAUUCUUUGUUGAGAACGCUCGACAAAACGUGGGUUUUGCCGAGAGUCGGCGCUAAAGAGCCCGUGGGAAGCAAUUUUCAGUACAAGAAAACUUGCGCCUCGAUCUACAAGGCUCGUCAUGGCGCGUGUCAACAACUCGGCUUCGGCACAAUGUGCUUCAACUAUUGUAACGAGAGAGGCGAGAAAUUGGUCUUCAAGUGUCAGGACACUUCAGAGGCCUCCUAUUGUCGUCAAUCGGCUACUUUUGACAUUUUCAUCGCCAAGUAUCGAAAAGAUGCCUACAAAGCGAAAGCCUACGUUCAUCAGAUGAUCUCUCGGUGCUUCGCGACAGCUAUUUGCAACACGCAAACGGGUAUCCUCAACUCGACCCUCAUCGAAGAGGACUUUCAACCAGAAACCACAACAAAGGUUCCCCGUUUGAGGAUCACAAAGCCGGCUGGUGGUUUCGUGCUGCCGGGAAAAUCUGGCCGAAACAAGCCAAAAGAGGAAGAGAUCUCAUACCCAGGACGACCGGUGAAACAAAGAAAAUACAAGCCAACAACCACAAUUGCUCUACCCGAACCAGAGUUUCCCGUUGAGGAAGUCGAAGAGGAACCACAAGAGGAAAUCGUUCAGGUGGUGGAAACAGUUGCAACAACGCGUUUACCCGCUCGACGAACUACCACGCAAAAGGCGAACAUUUGGGACAAAUUCACGUUGAGCGCCAAGGGGAAAGCGACCCCGAAAUACAUUCCCUUCUGGCAGAAACUCCUCACAACACCGUCGCCAACAAGGACGAGAGUUGAGGAGAGCGCCGAGGUGGCCAAUGAGGAAGAGCCACAGAAUGUCACCGAACCCGAGUUACCAGUGGAAGAAGUGGAGAAGACGACGAAAUUCGUGACUCAAGCUGAAAAGGAGCGAACAACACAGGCACCAAUUGUGGAGAAAAUUGUCGACCCUUCAACUGAGGCGCCGGCUGAGGAGGAAAUUGAGGAAGAGACGACAAUCACACAAAAGAUCGCUACAACAACAACAACAUCACGACCGCCAAAGCAACGAGGCACAACGAGGUCUCGUCACACUUUCAAGCCGCUUCCCGUCACUCCACAAGGGCCCGAUCUCGCAUUUAUGAAACCGGGAGAUCCAAACAGUGCAGAACAAUUACCUGGCUUCUGGAACAAAUUUCAGCCUGGAAGAUGGUAUCAAUCAAUUCACUAUUUGACGAACACCGGACGG